Molecule: messenger RNA, 3230 nt
Organism: Paramuricea clavata
Lineage: Eukaryota; Metazoa; Cnidaria; Anthozoa; Malacalcyonacea; Plexauridae
Source: the annotation of a GenBank genome assembly
AUCAAUUCAUAACUCCAUCAGCUGGUCAAACCACCCAUCCUUCCUCCACUACUGAAAGUACCACUCAACCUUCCUCAACUACAGAGGAUAUCAUUCAACCUUUCUCCACUACUAAAAGUACCACUCUACCUUCUUCCACUACUGAGGGUGCCACUAAACUUUCCUCAACUACUGAGGGUACCACUAAACUUUCCUCAACUACUGAGGGUACCACCCCACCUUCCUCCACUACUGAGAAAUCUAGACCAAGUAAGUUGUUUGUUUGUUUGUUUGUUUAGAAUGCGUACUUAAUCACGAAUCAUGCCUUCACUUUUUCCCAAGCGCGUGCCCAAUGGUGUGCCCUUAAUCCGCCAUAUUCAAUUUGAGAAGAAUGGAAAUUACAAAGUAUAACUAUACACUAUAGUGGGUAUUUAGAUCUUGAAUUUGUCGUUUCUUCUUCGCUGUGGUUGUUGCGAAAUCUACUUCUUCAUUGUCACCAUUCGCGAUAUCAUUUAUUGGCUUUAAUAAUUAAACUGUUCUUCGUCGAGGUUCAGUACUCCAGAGUAACAAGACGUUAAAUUAGUGAAGACUAACUUCAUUUAUACUGGUAUUUACACUGCUAACUCUAUCGUUCUCCCACAGGUCCACUAAGGGUAAUCACUUAACGUUUUAGUGUUACAACAGGAGGAAACCUAAACUAACUCAAGUUUGCAGUUAAUACCGAUGUUAUACGGGAUACCAUAGAUAGAUAGCUCUUUCAGUGCUAAACGCCUGUUCUCACCGAUCACUAGUGGUUCAGUGUUACGAAAAUAAAAAACUAAACUAACUUAAUUUGUGGACAUUAUUCAUAAUUCACAAUCGGAGCCCCAUAUAUAUCCUAGGAAACGGGAAUAAACGCAGGAAAACGAAACUACUUGCGAAAGGCCAAAUCACUGUCAAGUAGAGGACUCCUUUUUCUUGUCGUUUAUUUCAAUUUAUAACGACUUUGUGUAUAUUUUAACAUUCUUUCCCAACAACGAAAGCUUCAAACGAGACUGCUAUGAAAACGAGCGCUCUUUCUCCAGUUUUCUGUGUAGAAAAUGUGAAAGUAUGACAACGUAGUGAUUGUGUUUAUCCAGAGGUGAAAAACAUUUUAUUGAGAUUGUAAUGUCAAUAUAUAGCUUAUUCCGUCAAAAAUGAAGACGGCCAUGGAAGGAAAGUUUUAUUUUCAUGUUUUGGCAUUAAUAUGAAAGUAAACAAGAGGUCAAAUUCCAUGAGCGAACUUCAAAUGUUAUUGAUUCGCAUGGAAAAUUUUGUACUUAUGUGUGAAAUAUGUUCGCGCUUCUUUAUUUCAAUUUUUUGGGCAAACGUUUCCUUUUCCGAUUGACCCAAGUAUUUUUGUACGGCAAAUAUUUCAGAAUCUGACCAUAUAUCUUCUCAAAAGAAUUUUUUCAACUUUCAUGCUUAGUUUUAUAUAUAAUUUGUGGAAAACGUGUUGAUUUUUAGUCAACAUUUUUCUAGUCCUGCGAUAGCCGGCAAUUUCCCGCGGUUAUUCCCGUUUCCUAGGAUACGGGGCCCCGAUUACGAUUUAUCCAUAAAGUCCAUAAGAUAUACCCGGAUAGUAAGCUGUUUUAUACUGGGCAUUUUUCAACUACAGUAUAUAACUAUGGGGUAUUUACCCCAGUAGGCCCUUUGCUUGCCCCAGUAUAGAGAAACAAGAAUUUCAGAAAAAGUGAGCCCUUUUGAUCAUUAUUAAUAGUCAACCUUGUUGAAAAAGCUGCUUCUGCCUUCUUUCUCAUAUAUCCUCUCACAUUCUCGACAUUCCAUCUUAUAAAAAUCAGAACAUGCAGGCAGGGACUGGCUGGGGGUGAGGGUUGGAACUCCCAAUGUUAAUUAGCGUUUGAAGUAAAUCUACUAAAUUUCACUUACACCCCCUCCCUCAUACAUGCAAGUAAGGCUGGCGCCGCCCCCUGAGCGCGGGCGUAACUGUGCGGGGAGAAGACCCUCAUCGAAACUUGGUCCCAGUAGUUGCAAUUUCUUAAAAAUAUGCCAUGUCGAGUGUGUCUGGUUGACUCAAGAGCUCUCAAAGGACUCUCAGAGGUACAGAAGGGCCCACGUAAAAGACACUUGAGGCACAAACACACAAGAUUGUACCACUUCUCGUACUUUUGUAGCAAAAUGUUUGUGUGACAAUGAAACUUCAGAAAAAUCGUCGGAGGACAAGAAAAUUCGCAUGGAUCUUCUAAUACCGCUGGUUGUUUUGGCCCUAUGUUUUCUUCUCUCACUUGCUGUGAUUAUAUACCAAAGUCGUCGUCUCCAAAAUAGCUAUAGACUGGCGAGUCAUAAAGGUAAAUUUGGUACCUUUGUAAUCGUUUACCUUAAACGAGUUAAUUUUAUAGUUUGUUUACACUAGUCAGUGGAUAUCUCUUGGAAUUUGUAACUGUUCUGCGUACAGAGGUCCAGCAUGGGCAAUCUUGUGUUGAUCCAGGAUGAAACCUAAGUCGUAACUUUAUUUUUGUUGGAUAUCUGUAUCAUCUCCAACACUUCUCCCUAUACAGACUGAGCUCAGCGAGAGCUCCGAAUGGACGACUUGCGCUUUAGACUAAAUUUUAAUCUAAGUAAGAACAACGAAAUUUAUUACCACAGCUGGAAAGAGCGUCUUGGAAUUAGUAAUAUUACAAAGUUUGGUUGCGAAAUGUUGUAAAAUACGGAAAAUAUAGCCCUUCAAAGUUGGCAAAUCUGUAUACUUUUGUAUUACGUGCGUGAAUUGGUAACUAAAUUAGUUACCAAUUUCCGCACGUAAUAGAAAUGUACACAAAUUUGCCAACUUCACAAGGCUAUAUUUUCCGUAUUUUACAACAUUUCGCAACCAAACUUUGCAGUUUUUCUAAUUUUGAUAACUUCUUUCAGAAAAUAUCCUUUGUUAUUCCCAGAUUAAAAAUUUUUCUAAAGCGUAAGUCGUCCAUUGGUUCAAAUAUUCCAGAUAACCAGGAACACGCAAAAAAUUGGUAGAGUCAAACUGGAAUUACUGUCCUUAAAUUAUAAUAAACAAGUGAACUUAAUUUUACUUAUGUUUCAAAAACAUUUUAUUAUUUAAAUGACAAUAUCAGGUAAGGGGAUGCGUACGAAGGAAAUAAUUAAUCAUUGCAUAACUUACUGGUACCUUUUAGCUACAUUGUGUAAACUUUGUAGUUUCCAUUUCAGAACCUACAGGACAAGAAUCCUCGAAGUACAUGGUUAUGAAAGGCAACAGCGAUGUUGGUGGUGAUUAG